AAUUAGUGACAUUAAGAAUGUUCGCACAGAAAAUUUUAACAAAGUGGUACAGGAUGGCCUCUGGUAGUACGACGGACCUAAUCUGCAAAUUGGAGCAAGGCGAGUUGAAAGGUCAAGUCCACAAAGACAUCGACGGUCACCCGUUUCUGAGUUUCAUGGGUGUUCCGUAUGCGAAACCACCGGUGGGUGAACUUCGCUUCAAGCCACCUCGACCACCUGACAAAUGGAGCGGAAUUUUAGACGCCACCAAGGAUGGGAAUGUGUGCUAUUCCGUCCAGAACGACAUUACAGCCCCGACCAAAGGACCGAUCCUCUUCGGGUCCGAAGACUGUCUGUUUUUAAAUAUCUUCACCCGUCAGCUGAAUACCGAGAAUUUACGACCCGUGAUGGUAUUCGUCCAUGGUGGCGCCUUUGUAAGUGGGUCAUCCUCUAGAAUCACCUACGGACCGGAGUACCUCAUGACGGAAGACAUAGUGUUGGUACUAAUGAAUUACAGACUAGGAGUUUUAGGUUUCUUAACCAUAGACGACCCCUCUUUGGAAGCGACGGGUAACGCAGGCCUCAAAGACCAAGUCCAGGCGUUAAAAUGGGUCCAAAAAAACAUUAAACAUUUCGGUGGAGACCCUUCCAACGUCACUAUUUUCGGGCAAAGCGCCGGCUCCGUCUCCGUCCACUUCCUAGUUCUGUCUCCACUAACCCAAGGUCUUUUCCACAAAGCCAUUAUGCAGAGUGGUACCGUCACGUGUCCUUGGUCCCGCGGGAGAGACACCACUCAACAAAUAGCACAAGGCUGUAGUUGUAUUAACACCAAUAAGACCGAAAUGUUGCACUGUUUACAGCACACCUCCAAAGAGACUCUUCUCGCUGCCCAGACAAAACUACUUCUUCAAACUGUAGGUGCAGGUGCUAAGGCACCUUUCGGUCCCACUAUAGAAGUGGAAAACCCACAGGCUUUAAUAACUAAAGAACCUGUGGAUCUUAUCAAAUCGGGUAAAUACAAUCACGUUCCUUUAAUGUUUGGGUACACCGAUCUGGAAGGUAUCUUGAGCAUGAUGGACACGGACGCGCAGCUGCAAACGAAGCUGGAAGAUCCGGUACCAUAUUCGUUUAGGUACGACCACGGUAGUGAAGACUUUUUGAAACUAAGAAAGAAGAUUAAUCAGUUUUACUUUGGGAACGAUCAGUCGGAUUUUAGAAAUAAGGAAGUUGCUUUUAAGCUCAUCACGGAUGUUACUUUUCUGCGCGGGAUUGUCCAGUCUGCUAAAGCUCACGCCACGACAAGUCAACAACCGGUCUAUCUGUAUAGAAUGUCACUUGAUACUGACUUGAACUUCCUCAAGAAAGUUUUACAAUUUAAAUCCAAAGGGGUUUGUCAUGGUGAUGACCUGUUCUAUCUUUUUAAACCACAAUUUGUCAAAUUUAAUCCCAAAAGUAUUGAGGAAAAAUCAAUCCGGAGGUUUGUCAGACUGUGGACCAAUUUUGCGAGAUAUGGUGACCCUACUCCUCAGAAAGACACAUUAUUGAAAACCCACUGGUCUCCCAUGACUGAUAAAGAGUUUCAUUUUCUGGAUAUUGGAGAAGAACUAGUACCUGGAGUGGAUCCAGACCAUGCCAGACUACGAUUUUGGGACGACAUCAGCAAAGGGAUUAACGAGAGAUAUUAAACAAUGUCAGACACA
Molecule: messenger RNA, 1679 nt
Organism: Zophobas morio
Lineage: Eukaryota; Metazoa; Arthropoda; Insecta; Coleoptera; Tenebrionidae
Product: esterase E4-like
Exons: 6
Coding region: 18-1664 (548 amino acids)
Molecular function (GO): serine hydrolase activity
Source: RefSeq, a predicted model, not a curated record